AUGCAACUUGUGAGCUUGGAUGUGCUUUCACGGAGACAUUUCCAACUGUUCGAGCAGCAGACUCUUCAGUUACGGGCGCCACCUUUGCCCGGUAUGCCAUGGAUAUCACCGGCUAUUCCGGAGCAAAGUUUCGCACCAACUCCACUGGACUGCAUGGAUUUGCUUUGCCUGUGUCCUUAUCUACACGUUUGUUAUUUUAAAAUUCCAAUAAAAAAUUCUUCAUUCCACUUUUUCCAGCCAGACCAUGUCAUUUCAUGCACAUACUUGCGAACACAUUCUUUUGCUAAACACAGCAUGUGUUUGGCAAAUUACCCUUGGAGAACUGGACACCGAUGUUCCCAACAGGCACUUCAGAAAAAAGAUGAGUAUCGUUCAAAAUUGCUGUAA
Messenger RNA from Gongylonema pulchrum, 387 nucleotides. The record is from the annotation of a GenBank genome assembly. NCBI's taxonomy places the organism in Eukaryota, Metazoa, Nematoda, Chromadorea, Rhabditida, Gongylonematidae.